AUGACGCCUUUUGGAAAGUUUGAAUUCAAACAUGAUAUUCACAAAAGACAGAUUGUUGAAUCUGAAAUAUCACCAGUGACUAAUGAAAUACCAGCUGGUAUACCAACCGAAGAAAUUUCCAAGACACCAGAAGGAGAAGUUUUAGAUAAACAAGAAAAAGAUUUGAGCCCUGAAGUAAUUAUUAGUUCAGUUAUAAACCCUGUUGAAAACGAAAAGUCCUUUCCAAUUGUUCUACCGGUAGAAUCUAACGUUCUUAUGCCACCAGCAACAAAUGGCAAUAAUAUAAAACAAUCAACUGCCGAGGUUUUAAUAACAGAAGAAGUAAUACCAAAACCCGAUGAUAUUUCUCCACCUGAGCCUUCGAUAAGACCUACUAUCGAAAUAACUCCAAAACCUGUAGAUAUCCCUCUACCACCUAUAUCUAAGCCUGUAAAAAACGUAGUCAUUAGUACUCCUGUAGAAAGUACCGUACCACCAAUAAUUUCUAUACCUGUAUUUCAAAAUUCUAAAGGACCCGUUAUAUUUCCUGUAAUAGAUAAAGUACCAGAUACGCCUUUGUUACAUACAGAUAUUACUCAAAUACCAUUAGGCGGUAUGGCAUAUCCUGCCCCAGUACCGAUUCCGGUUCCAGAUGUUAUAGUUCCACCUCCUAUUCAAUCUCCUCCGCCAAUAAAAGAACCGCCUGUGGUUAAAGAAGAAACACCAAAUUUUUUCGUUAAAGGAUCCAGAUUUGUUUUAUACUUUGGUUCUAUGAUGCUUCAAAUGUUAACACAACUUGUGAACGGACGUAUAAAUUUGAAUCAACCAUUACCGGCUGUUCUUCCGGAGAUACAAUAAAAAAUUUCAAUUUGUAAUAUAAUUUUGUACAAAAUA
Molecule: messenger RNA, 873 nt
Organism: Melitaea cinxia (Glanville fritillary)
Lineage: Eukaryota; Metazoa; Arthropoda; Insecta; Lepidoptera; Nymphalidae
Product: SH3 domain-containing protein C23A1.17-like
Exons: 1
Coding region: 1-837 (278 amino acids)
Source: RefSeq, a predicted model, not a curated record